Molecule: messenger RNA, 1570 nt
Organism: Hermetia illucens (black soldier fly)
Lineage: Eukaryota; Metazoa; Arthropoda; Insecta; Diptera; Stratiomyidae
Exons: 5
Coding region: 85-1077 (330 amino acids)
Molecular function (GO): 8-oxo-dGDP phosphatase activity
Source: RefSeq, a predicted model, not a curated record
GGCACUCAAGAGAGCUUUCCAAAUAAAAAUAUUUCUCUAUCGCCGCUGUCAGUUUGUGCACACAAAAUUAACGAACGUUUUGCAAUGGCGUCAAGUGAUGAGAAGAUGUCAAGACUACUGAAACUAGCUCAGAAGUUCAAUAGUUUCUACUUAACAGGGUUUGGACGGGAUGAAAUCCGACCUUUUGUAGUUGAAGGCCAGCAAGUGGGUUUGAUCAAACCCGAGGUCUACAAGCAACUGCUAAGAUAUCCUGAAGUAUUUUGCAUUCGUGAUAGUGAAAGAUGUAAACAGGGCAUUGUAGAAUUAAAUCCAGCUUUUCGUGACUACACUGAAAGGUCGGAGAAAGUUGACAAAAUAUUACGAGAACUCAAGAGUGAAGGAAUAUUUUCAGCAUUGUAUGGAUGGCGGAAUGAAUACUACGAUGUGAAAUCUGGACACAAUAGCUUGUUAAAAAUGGAUCGUUCAGCAACUUGUUUAUUUGGUGUACGAAAAUAUGGUAUUGAUAUUAAUGGUUACGUCAAGCAUCCAACAUGGGGAUUGUGUCUGUGGCUACAGCAACGAUCCGAUACGAAGGAGACAUGGCCAGGAAAGUGGGACAACAUGGUUGGCGGUGGUUUGUCAGUUGGUUAUGGUAUUAAGGAAACUGCAAUUAAGGAAGCAGCUGAGGAGGCAUCAAUACCGGAAAAUUUAAUUAAGAAUCUUACAUCUGCCGGCUGUGUCUCGUUUUUCUUUGAAAAUGAACAAGGAUUAUUCCCCAAUACCGAAUUCGUAUUCGAUUUAGAACUUCCAAUUGAUUUCGAACCAAAAAAUGCUGAUGGUGAAGUUCAGAAAUUUGAAUUAUUACCGGCUGGAGAGUGUUUAGAACGAGCAUUUGGACCAGAAUUUAAAACGACUAGUUGCCCAGUAGUUAUCGAUUUUUUGAUACGACAUGGUUUUAUAACACCAGAAAAUGAAAUCAAUUUUACACAAAUUGUUGAGCUGCUUCAUGUACCGCUUCAGACGCUAUAUACGUACAAAUCAACAAAGUCUUUAGCAAAUAAUUGCGAAAAUGGACAUAUUAAAAAUCUUAGUUCAUAAGUUCUUACCCACAAAUACAUUAAAAGAGAUAUUUUAUUUUUUAAUUUUCAUCUUGAAAAGACAUCACAACCCAUAAUUUUUUAUUUGUUACUUACUAUACAUUUAAAUGCUGUAUUUUAAUUAAAAGUAUAAAUCCUAUAGAUGAUUUUAAUAUCUUUACUUCGGUUAUGGAAGAAAAAGAAACGAAUGUUUUAAGACUAAUGAGAAAAUGUAGGUGAAUAAUUUAUGGAAAAUAUAAUAAUAAUAUUAAAAAAAAAAAUAAAUAUGUAUAUCUUGUUUGAACAAUGGAUAUCUCUGAAGAAUGUUUAGAUAAUAUAUGUAAGUUUUGUUGAUGUUUUUAAGUACUAACAACUUUAUUCGAAAGAUAUGUGUAAUACAGAAUAAUUUCUCUAACACAAUAUAUAACGAAAUAUUCAUAUGAAAUUUAACAAUAUUGAAAAUAUUUAUAUAUAUACUUUUUUUUUGGGAGAAUAAAAUGCUUCAAGCUGGUGAA